Molecule: messenger RNA, 970 nt
Organism: Aplysia californica (California sea hare)
Lineage: Eukaryota; Metazoa; Mollusca; Gastropoda; Aplysiida; Aplysiidae
Product: putative ATP-binding cassette sub-family C member 13
Biological process (GO): transmembrane transport
Cellular component (GO): membrane
Molecular function (GO): ABC-type transporter activity; ATP binding
Source: RefSeq, a predicted model, not a curated record
AGUUGGAUUAGUUCGUUUGUUUUUCUUUGAAGUUCCCGAUUUUGGAUUUCCUCUAUUCUUUUAAUUUCGGCUGACCAUCGCUAUCGAAGGCAGGAGCUGUGACUGUGAUAGAAGCCAGAAAAGAACGUUUGUGGGCCACAAGACCUGCAAUACCUUCCACACUGUUAAGACGUUGAUUGGAAGUCUGACUUGGACCUGCAAUACCUUGGUCAUAUAAGUGUCGACGAUUAGAGGUGUUACUAGAGAGUAACUCACAAAGGAAACGUUGGAAGUCUGACUUUGAUCGUCUAAAAGGAAUGUCUGGUGUUGUGAGUUUGCUGGAUAACGACCGACAGGCCUGAAAUAACUUCAUCAAUCUCCGUGUGAUCAGCUCUCUCUCGCUCCCUGAGGCUCCAGCUGACGCCCGAUGUAAACAUUACAUUUGCCGCUCCUGAAAAUGGUGGAAUUUUGUCAUGGGGAGCGGUUCUGGGACACAGGCUUGACGUGGACCAACAACUCCUGGCCUCAGUUCACCGACUGUUUCCGGUACAGCGUCCUUGAACUCUUCCCCUGCGUCUGGCUAUGGGUGACGUCAGCCCCCUACGUCUGCUACCUGUUCUCCCAACCCAGACGUCACAUGUCCCAGAGACGGCUCUUCUUGGCUCGACUCCGAUGCCUCAGAGCCACUCACCAGUGUGAAGAACAAGCCCACGUUCCUGGGUACGCUGGUCCGUACCUUCUGGCUGGACCUGUUUGUGAGUCACGUGGGCAUGGUGGUCUUUGUGGCCAUGAACCUCUUCACACCCAUCAUACUUGGCUGGUUUGUCAAGUUCGCGGAGAACGAGGGAGAGCCUCUGUGGCACGGAUAUGUCUUUGCCUUGGCUUUCCUGGUCACCAAAAUCCUCAUCACAAUCUUCAACACUUCUAGUCAGUUCCUGGCCGCCCGGAUGGCGGUACGAGUCAGGAGCACCGCUAUUGCAGCUAUUUUUAG